Messenger RNA from Podarcis raffonei (Aeolian wall lizard), 4260 nucleotides. RefSeq names its product myotubularin related protein 7 (gene MTMR7). Gene Ontology annotation, biological process: phosphatidylinositol dephosphorylation. The transcript is spliced from 14 exons. Gene Ontology annotation, molecular function: phosphatidylinositol phosphate phosphatase activity. Lineage: Eukaryota; Metazoa; Chordata; Lepidosauria; Squamata; Lacertidae. Bases 83 to 2059 code for a protein of 658 amino acids. The record is from RefSeq and is a predicted model, not a curated record.
UAAGUCUUCAUAGGGCCCCGUGACCCCCUCGGCUGUUGCGAGGCGUGUUGUGUGAGAGAGAAACCCCAGGGAUCCUGUCGCCAUGGAGCACAUCCGAAUGCCCAAGGUGGAAAAUGUCCGCUUGAUUGAUGGAAUAUCUUCCAAAAGGGCUGCAUUAGGGACACUGUAUCUAACAGCCACUCAUGUGAUCUUUGUAGAAAAUGAGUCAGACACCCGUAAAGAGACGUGGGUUCUUCACAGUCAAAUCUCUUCUAUCGAAAAGCAGGCUACAGCGGCAACUGGUUGUCCUUUGCUGAUUCGCUGCAAGAAUUUUCAGAACAUCCAGUUCAUCAUGCCUCAAGAAAGAGAUUGCCAUGAUGUUUACAUAUCUUUAAUUCGUCUGGCACGCCCAGUUAAAUAUGAAGAGUUGUACUGUUUUUCCUUCAACCCCAAGCUAAACAAAGAAGAGCGAGAGCAAGGUUGGAAUCUGACAAACAUGAAGGAAGAAUAUAAUCGGAUGGGGGUCCCAAAUAAUUACUGGCAGCUCAGUGAUGUCAAUAGAGAUUACAGGGUCUGUGACUCUUACCCCACCGAAGUGUAUGUGCCGAAAUCAGCCACUGCCCACAUCAUUAUGGGAAGCUCUAAAUUCCGCAGCAGGAGGCGUUUCCCAGCACUUUCAUAUUACUACAAGCAAAAUAACGCUUCCAUAUGCAGGAGUAGCCAGCCUCUCUCGGGCUUCAGUGCCCGAUGCCUUGAAGACGAACAGAUGCUUCAGUCGAUCAGGAAGGCAAAUCCAGGAAGUGAUUUCAUCUAUGUUGUUGAUACACGGCCAAAACUCAAUGCAAUGGCAAACAGAGCAGCUGGGAAAGGAUAUGAGAAUGAAGACAACUACUCCAACAUCAAGUUUCAGUUCAUAGGUAUUGAGAACAUCCAUGUCAUGAGGAGCAGUCUCCAAAAAAUGCUGGAAGUUUGCGAGCUGAGAUCUCCUUCGAUGAGUGACUUCCUCUGGGGUUUAGAGAACUCAGGCUGGCUAAAGCAUAUCAAAGCCAUCAUGGAUGCUGGCAUCUUUAUUGCUAAGGCUGUUGCUGAAGAAGGAGUGAGCGUUCUUGUUCACUGUUCUGACGGAUGGGACCGGACAGCUCAGGUUUGCUCUGUAGCAAGCCUUCUUUUAGAUCCAUAUUACAGAACUAUGAAAGGGUUUAUGGUAUUAAUUGACAAAGAUUGGGUUUCAUUUGGCCAUAAAUUUAAUCACAGGUAUGGCAAUUUAGAUGGAGACCCAAAGGAGAUCUCUCCAGUUAUUGAUCAGUUCAUCGAGUGUGUUUGGCAGCUUAUGGAACAAUUUCCUUGUGCCUUUGAAUUCAACGAAAGGUUCCUAAUCCACAUACAGCAUCACAUCUGUUCGUGCCAGUUUGGGAACUUCCUGUGCAACUGUCAGAAGGAAAGGCGAGAGCUGAAGAUUCAAGAGCGGACUUACUCACUUUGGGCUCACUUGUGGAAGAAUCGGGCAGAUUAUGUGAAUCCGCUCUACAGGGAAGACCAUAAUCGGACCCUGCACCCACAGUCCGCACCCUGCCAUAUUAUCUACAAAUUCUGGAGUGGAAUGUACAACCGCUUUGAAAAAGGGCUGCAUCCUCGGCAGUCUGUUACUGAGUACUUAUUGGCAGUGAAGGAAGAAACACAACAAUUGGAAGAAGAGCUACUGGUCUUGGAAGAGAGAUUGGCCAAACUUACAAGCGGGCCGUUGAAUAAUGGUGAGAUAAAGCAAAAACAACGAAAUGGAAGCAACGACUUUGGACAUUCUACUUCCAAUGACAGCAUCGCCAACACUCCCCAGGAUUACACAGGCAAUCUGAAAUCCUUCUCCUCCCGGAGUCCAUCACAGGGAGAUGAAGAAGACUCGGCCCUGAUUCUUACGCAAGAUAACCUGAAAAGCUCUGAUCCAGAUCUCUCUGCCAACAGUGAUCAGGAGUCAGGUGUGGAGGACAUGAGCUGCCGGUCUCCAAGUGGAGGGGGAUGUUUGCCCAGCGAGGAUAGCACCAAAGACCGCGAUUCGGACGAAGCUGUUUGUCUUACUGUCUGAAACGACAGCCAGCCAGGUGACAAAUGACUGCAUGUUGAGAGAAAAGUCCAAAGAAAUAGAGUUGUGCACUUAAGGUCCAGAUGUAACAUAGUUGUAAGCUAGAAUCUUAACUGGAAAAAUAACCUCUUAUAUUUAGCUUCUCCUAUUUAAGAACAGUCAUGUAUUUAUGGGAUUGCUUCAUCUUCCUUUAAUAACUGACAGAGCCAUACAGAACGGACAAUUUCUAUUUAACUUAGAUUUCUAGGUUAGUGUUUAGUUGGUCGACAGCAGUACCGUUCCAAAGAAGCUUCGAGAAAACAUGUUGAUGGAAGCCAUGCCAAAACAAAACAAAGACCUGCCCUCACCAUUCCUGCAAAAUAACAGCUUGCACUUUAUGGAUACAGCUGAAACAAAACUUCUUGAAGAGCAUUACUCCAUCCGUUCAGAAAGUUAUAGUUAAAAUAGUAAAAAAAUUCAUUCCCAGGUUGCUGGAUUUAUUCCAGCCUUCCUCAAACUGGUGCCCUCCAGAUAAUUUGGAUUACAACUGCCACCAGCCCCAGCCUGUGCCGGUGAUGAGAAGACGAGUCUAGGCACAGACAGCAUACCAGUCACUUGUUGCAGAUUCUUAAAAGGACCAAGUAUUUAGAAAGCAUUUCCCCGUGUUACAGAUGGGGAGUACUGAGGCAAGGCUGUACUGCUGAGGACCACAAACCCUGAGGACCACAAGCUUCUGCCAAGCAGGCCCAGAAGCCCCAAUCUUUCCUGCCCCUUCGUUUUGCAGAAGAGGAAGAAAACAAAGAUGAAGUUGUAUCUCAAAUCAACAAAGGGCCUUCUCUUUGCUUUCCUCUAAGGGAGACGUUUCCUUAAAUACCGUGACCCUGAUCCAGUUUUAGUUCCAGGUAUAGCCAUGUGUAACAACAGCUUCACGAUCAAGGAUGCAAAGUCACAUGCCCAUGCAUAAUAAAAGAUGCCCUGUCCAUUCUGGUUGGGUUUGUAGCACUGAGACAGCAAGGGAUGUGAAUCCAGGUAAAUGCAGAGAGGCUGUUUAUGGGGAUUGAUGUCUUUUGCUAGACUUCUGUCUCUGAGAGCUCUGCUUUUAUAUCAUUUUGGGGGUGGGGGGAUUUGAAGAUGAUUGCUGCUUAAUGGGACCCCUGUUUUUAAGGCCUAUCUUUGACUUCUAGUUUGGAAGAUACUGGGCUGUAUUCAAUGCCCCGCAAGUUGAACUCUGCCUGUGCAACAAGACCCCCUGUGCAUGUCCCGCAAACCACAUUUUGUUCCUGAUUAAGAGUUUAUAUUGGAUUAGCUAUCAUGUGUACGUACAACAGUCAAACCCUGGUUUUAGUCUAGCGACAAAACAGGAAAAGAACUCAGGGUGUGGUCAUUCAGGCAGAGAGGGUGUGACAAUGCAAAAUAGUUCCUGUUAAAGUAUAUGGAGCUGCAAUAAGGUAAAUGGACUGCAAUAAUCCAGAUUAGUUGGGUUUGGUUAAACUAAGUGAUUUUGGUUACUAGUAGCAGAAAACCCAGCAGAGUCAUGGACUCAGAUUCCUGUCACUUCUUAUGUAAAUGUAAUGGCUGUAGCUCACUCCUGGAGUGGGUGGGGAGUGGGUAGGACAAGGGACAUAAUUUUGGGAGCAAACACUGUCCCCAAAACUCAUAGCGCCAGCCUUCAGUGAUAAAAACCUGGUAGGGAUGUAACACAUCUAGCAAUAUUCAGAAACUUGCAAGAUGACUCACAUUGGUUUUAAACAUUCCAUGUUUUGAAAUCAGCUCCACACUUUAGAAUCGUACAUCUUUCUAAAACAUAUGCGUAAGAAUACCUGAUGUACAUUCUUAACAAUUUUUCUGGAUAGGAAUGAAGAAUGGUUUCUUUCAAAACUUGGAAAGCAUGGAAGCGCCAUGUUUGUGGAAUCACAUAUGAAAUACGGAUGGUGGGAAGGUGAAAUCUGGGAAUUGAACUCAAAACAAGUGUAACACUGUAUACUAUAUCAUCUUGUCUGUAUUUCUAGAAAUAUAGGAGUUUGAAAUAUGAAAAACACUUAGUAAAAUUUGUGCAGCAUAUUUUAAUGUCCAGUUUUGCCGCUCAACUCCUGAUGGUUUUGCUUGGGAUUCCUGAACUCUUGAUUUAAGACCUUAUGGCUUGUUUUGUUUUUGUAUCGUCUUAAUGCUGCAUUAUACUACCUGAAUGAAGGUUAUUUAAAUAAUAAAUACAUAAGGACGCACAA